Molecule: messenger RNA, 2604 nt
Organism: Siniperca chuatsi (mandarin fish)
Lineage: Eukaryota; Metazoa; Chordata; Actinopteri; Centrarchiformes; Sinipercidae
Gene: slc37a4a
Product: solute carrier family 37 member 4a
Exons: 9
Coding region: 803-2092 (429 amino acids)
Biological process (GO): phosphate ion transmembrane transport; glucose-6-phosphate transport
Cellular component (GO): endoplasmic reticulum membrane
Molecular function (GO): glucose 6-phosphate:phosphate antiporter activity
Source: RefSeq, a predicted model, not a curated record
UUAUUAUUAUUGUAUUUAUUUAUUUAUUUUUACAACGGUCUUUCGCAAUUAUAUUUAAUAACAUCACUGUUAUUGUGUUUGUAGCCUUCGUGGCUGGGCGGCGCCAGAUGAUCCACAUGAUGCGGAAGCUUCACAUACUCCACUCCUCGUCCACAGCCUGAACCGCUCCAGUGUUAUUUUGCGAAAAAGUCCAACACGCAAACAGCUGUGAGGUGGAUAACUUUCCUACACAGACAAGAGGAGUUGGACAUACAUAUGCAGAGGUAUUUUGCUGUUGAGGAUCACCACAGUUCACACCCCCCAACUUGGAGAGGAGCCUCCCCCUGGUCUGCAGUGACUAUUGGACUCCCCAGUAAAUCAUUAACUACAUCAAUCUGUGAAUUCCUUCCAUAACAUCCUUGGAUGGACAAACCGCAACAGAUGAAAUGAACGCUAAGUUCACUGUUCAAAUAGAAGGACCCUUUUUAUAAAUCUGUGCCUAAAGAAAACAACAAGUCAUAUACAGCAUUGAUGUUACAGACUGAUUGAAUUCCUUUUUCAACCCCUCUGGCUGACCUGCAGCACAUGGUAACAACCCAGAUUAAAUCAGCUUCAGGGUAGAGAAGUUGACCAUUAACCUCCCCUACUGAUUGCAAACACCUCUCCACAUCUAAGCAGCUGCUUCUACACAGUGGAUCCUGAAGCAAAGUUCACUGUCACAGGCAGCAGACGUCUGUCAAACGGCAGGAGCUUGCUCCCUCCUCUGGACUUGUCCUCUUAUUCUUACAGUUUUUGCAUUUUUUAAAGGACUAAAUCUGCAGCCAUGGCUACAGCAAGUUAUGGAUACUACCGAUGCACUAUAUUCAUGGCUAUGUUUGUAGGCUACACACUGUACUACUUUAACAGAAAGACUUUCUCCUUUGUGAUGCCUUCUCUAAUGCAAGAAAUUAAGAUGGAUAAGGAUGAUCUGGGCAUGAUCACCAGCAGUCAGUCUUUGGCCUACGCUAUCAGUAAGUUCAUCAGUGGUGUGCUUUCGGACCAGAUCAGUGCCCGCUGGCUCUUCUCCAUUGGCCUGUUCAUGGUGGGAGGCAUCAAUGUGGUCUUCUCCUGGUCCUCCACUGUCGCUGUCUUCUCUGCCCUGUGGUUCCUCAACGGCCUGGGCCAGGGCCUCGGCUGGCCUCCCUGCGGCAGGGUUCUGCGCAAGUGGUUUGAGCCCUCUCAGUUCGGGACAUGGUGGGCAGUUCUCUCCUGCAGCAUGAAUCUGGCUGGCAGCUUGGGCCCCAUUAUUGCUACAGUGCUGGCCGAGAGUUACAGUUGGAGGACGAUACUGUCGGUAUCUGGAAUGAUUUGUGUGGCGUGCUCCUUUAUCUGUCUGCUGCUCAUCAAGAAUGAGCCUAGGGAGGUGGGGCUGCCCAAUAUAGAGGCAACAGUCAAGAAGAGCAAAGGAGGAUCCUCCAGUGAUGAAAGCACCCUGUCCGAGUUCCUGCUGUCACCCUACCUGUGGCUGCUCUCUGUAUCCUACCUGGUGGUGUUCGGGGUGAAGACGGCCUGCACCGACUGGGGCCAGCUGUUUCUCAUUCAGGACAAGGGCCAGUCUACACUGAUGGGUAGCUCAUACAUGAGUGCUCUGGAGGUUGGAGGCCUGUUGGGCAGUCUCGCAGCAGGUUUCCUCUCUGACAAGGCUGUGGCCAAACAAGGCAUGAGAAUCUAUGGCAAUCCCCGCCAUUUCAUCCUGAUCUGCAUGAUGGCUGGCAUGUUUGUGUCCAUGUACCUGUUCAGAGUCACAGUUACUCCCGACAGCUCAAAGGUGUGGAUACUCAGCUUGGGUGCUGCUUUUGGUUUUUCCUCUUAUGGACCAAUAGCAUUGUUUGGAGUUAUAGCCAAUGAGAGCGCCCCAUCCAACUACUGUGGGACAUCACACGCCAUUGUUGCCCUGAUGGCCAACAUUGGUGGCUUCCUGUCUGGACUACCGUUCAGCACCAUUGCCAAGCACCACGGCUGGGAAAUGGCCUUCUGGGUAGCAGAGAUCACCUGUGGCGCCACCACUAUUGGAUUCUUCCUGCUGCGCAACAUCCGAACCAAGAUGGGUCACACGUCCAAGAAGGAAGACUAACGUCAUUACACCUCAUCUUCUGCGUCCAGAGGAAAACUGGAAACUUUGAGCCAUCAUUGUAUUUUCAGAUUUUUCUUACUUGAUUUUUUUUUUUAUAUCACAGCAUUUUCUGUCACUCUUACAGGACAUAAACAUAAAUGGAAGCUCUGAGAAGUUGAGCACCAGGUGCUUUUCUACAUACAGUAUUUACAGUCUGUAAACAUGACAACAAUGACUGAGGGGAAUUUAAAUGUCUGCACAUUUUGUAUGUCAAACGUGGCAAAAACACACAAGAGAAAGGUUUUCUCUCCAAAGGCCACUUUAGUAUAUCAAUGAUAAGAGCACAAAACUAGAACCUGGUUUAGAAACUGCUGCUAUAUUAUACAAUAUCUGUGUUAAAAAAACAACUUUGUAAUAUUGAAUCAUGAAUGGAAUUACAAGACUUACACGAUGCUCAUCUUUUUUGUAGAAAGAAAAAUGCGAAGUCUUCCUUAUGAGAACAGUCAGUCUUGAAUAAAUUAUGUUUGUUGUUA